Molecule: messenger RNA, 1295 nt
Organism: Trichobilharzia szidati
Lineage: Eukaryota; Metazoa; Platyhelminthes; Trematoda; Strigeidida; Schistosomatidae
Source: the annotation of a GenBank genome assembly
UCAGCCUUACGACCCAAUAGUUGUUCGUCAAAAACGCCAUUCAAAGUAUAAUCAGUUCACUAGUCUGUCAGACAGCAAGCGACAUUAUACCAGUAGAAGGCUACACCAUAUUUCUGAUGACAACUCCAAAGAAAUGACAGUACUAAAGCACAAAGCAAUGAAUUCAUUAAAAAGCAGUAAUAAUAAUAAUAAUAAUGAAUGUUAUCCUGAACAGAUGGUCAGAACACCGCAUGACCACAAUCCAUUAAGUUGUUGUCCAAGCAACAGUAGUGUAACUGUUGCAUCGACUGAGAAUUCUAAACACCAAACAGAUUGUACGGAUAGUCAACCAGUAGUAGUUGUAGACAAUGAAGAUGACAAUGAUGAAGGUACAGCAAAGAGGAUGAAGAAUCAGCGGAAAUCACUGGAAACGUUUGAUUUUCUUAAAAUGCCUGAUAUCUAUGAACAGAAUGUAAAUGCUGCAAGAAGAUUGAAAAGUGAAGUAAGCUAUGCAAAGUACAAAAGAAAAUGCCAGUUGCGAUUACUUAUAUUAAUGAAUAGUUUAUUUAGUGGGGCAUAUGGUAAAGCAGAUUUUAUACAAAAUGCUACUGAAUCUUCAUCAGAUAAUCAAUUACACAAAUCAAGUGAAUACAUAUUUCAAAAAUUAUUCGGUCCACUGAGUAAAUAUCUACGUCUUACUAAACAGCAUACAUAUCAUAAUAGAAAUAUGAUAUUAAAUCGACUUAAAAUCUAUUUACAGUAUAAUAUGUCAGCUGAAGCAUUUCUUAGUAUCUACUUCAAUCCACCGAAUGAAUUCAUCUCACUACACUACUGUCAUCUCUCUUCGAGCAUUACUCAUAAAACUUGCAGUCAAACUGACAAGCAUAAAAUUGCUACAAAUAACAUACAUUCAUGGAAAUGCUGGAGAAGAGAAUCACAAGCUUCUGGUGAGAGUAAAUUGAACAAAGCCUCGCUUAACAAAUCUAAUAUUAAUUCAGAUUCAGAUAGACAAAUAUUUCAAACCUGGAAACUACGACUAUGUGAUCCAUUGAGAAAUGCUUCAGUAUAUGAUGGUUUCCGCUUUGAAUUAAUACGUUCAAAUGUUAAGUUAUUUUGUUGUGUUAAACAAUGCACUUUAUUUGAAUUGAUUCAAGCUAGUUUACCACCGGCAGCAUCAUGGUGGUCAUUUGGUUUCCAAUAUGAAUAUAAUCAUAAUAAUCAUAUCCUACUACCGUCGUCUACGGUUGAGACGUGUAUUGGUAGUUCAGAGAAUACUGCUGAAAUCAAACUAUAAGACGAAAACAGAGACAGAAAUG